This is a messenger RNA of Ciona intestinalis (vase tunicate), 2823 nucleotides long. The record is from RefSeq and is a predicted model, not a curated record. Lineage: Eukaryota; Metazoa; Chordata; Ascidiacea; Phlebobranchia; Cionidae.
AGAAAUAUAGGGACAAAAUAUCCAAUCCACCUGUAAUACAUAAUGACCGAUAAGUCACUGUCAAACACAGAUAUUAUCGAAACUAAUGCAUUCUCGGAAAUAGCCGGACCAAGCACACAGGACAUUACAACCAUACAAACUGUUCCACCACAACCGAAUCCUGAUAUAGCUGUUGAGGAGACAAGUCCCAACAAUUCGUUUUGUUGUUGUGGCCAGUCCAGAGAUGAAUCGCUUACUGAAGGAAAUUCCCAACAAGGCUGCUGUGUUGUUGCUCCACCAGUGCUGCGCAAGAUCCUUCACAGUGUUGCCUUUUAUAUUUACAUUUUAAUUUCCACAUUCAUAGUAACUUUACUACUACUUGCUGAACUGUUGAUAGACGUUGGGGUGAUUAAUAUUCCGUCAUCACCUGACACAGUUGUGCUCAAUGCAUCAGCAUUAUCAACUCUGAAGGUUCAAACACCUGCGCAAAAAACGUCAACAAUCUUACACUGGAUAAGUUUCUCCUUUCUGUCACUUUUCUUUAUUGAGAUUAUGUUUCGUCUCUAUGCGUGGAAACUGAAUAUUAUUCGAAGUAUUGUGUCUGUUUUUGACUGCUCGAUUGUUACAAUGGCAAUCGCCACCAAUCUUGCUGCGACUCUGGCAGCGGGAUCCACCAGUCCAUUUGACGCCAUCUCUCUUCUGAUAAUCCUUCGAUUUAUUCGAAUUCACAGUCUUAUUCAGCGUUGUGUUUCCGACUCAAAACAAGAGAUUCGGGAAAAGUUAACAAAGACAGAAUGUAGUUUGAGUGAAAUCCAAGUUUUAAACCAAAGAUUGUCGAGACAAGCGAUGGAUAAAGAUUUUGAGAUCAAACAGCUUCGUGCGUUUCUUGGCACACGAGCGUCUGACCUUGAUGAGGAACUCCGUAAAGCUUUUGCUGCAAGAGAUGACUCGCUAGGGGCUUGUGGGGGCAACUCAAGUUAUGACGAUCAACUACAGAAAGCAAUCAAUCUCAGUAAAAAGACUUACGAUGAUGAGAACGGAUAUACCAACCAUGGAUAUCAACCAACUGAAGCAUUUCCAAACAUAACGGUUCACCAUAGACAGAAUUCUAUACACAGGAAACCUAAUAACACUGAAGAGAAUUUAGACUUUCCUUCUAAUCCUAAAGAUGACGUAUUGUCUACUGAAGUUGCCAUGCAUGAUGACCUGCAUUCAACCAUGGACUUGGGAGACACCUCAGCGUUAUUAUUAGCAAACUCAAAUAACAGCAACAAUAAAGAAUGGAAUGCCAACUAUUGCCUCGCUACAGACAAUUCUAACCCAUUCCCAACACUGCCUACCAGUAAUGGUCUCUCCCUUAUUGACACCCUCCCAAAGCCUGGGAAUCCCCUUGUGGCGCCAGAUAAACCCCGCAUUACAAUCUCAAUUGACCCCAACAUCCUCUUAACCCCGGACGACCCGAAAAACGACAGUGGAGUUUGCGACAGCGAUGACGGGAUAGGAAGUUCUUCAUCAUCAACCAACACAUACAACAAUAAACACAACAGAAAUGGAACCGGAAGCACAAUUGUAUCUUCCAGUGAUCUCAUGUCCUCUGAUGCGAGUUGCGUGUCCUCACUUUCAAUUUGUUCUGAAUCGGGUUACCAUAGCGAGGAUAGAACACCUGGGGACCAGAGGGGUCAUCGUGGUCAUCCUAAUACCUCAAAUGGGGGCUCCCCUAACCUGAGAACAACAUCGGACACUGAUUCCGACUCUGGUGACGGUGACAGCGUCAACACAGUCAGAUACAACGAGUGUUCUACUAAUGUAGGGAAACGUUUUGAGGAAAUAGAAAUGAAAGGAAAUGGUCAUUUAAAUAAUAUCAAUCAUUUUGAGGAGGAUGAACACAAACUAUGAAACCAUAAAUCCACAAACAAUAUGCAGUUUCCACCUCAGGUUAUUUCAUGAUUUACCUUUAACACAGAAGCAGUUACUUACAUUUGAAGCUACGUUUUCUACUUUCUUUCUUUUCAAAGCAUUUUUUGUAUAUAUUUGAUAUUGCUCAUUUUUCUAAAGUUUGUUUGAGUUUUUGAUGUUAAAAUUUGCGUUUUCUUAACUUUAAAUGCCAGAUUAAAACAUGUUUAGUAGUUUUUUACGAACAAUUUAUUUACAUGUGGCAAAAUACAUUGUAAGUCUUCCUUAGAAUAUUGCAGUGACAACUUGGAGACGUUGCAAUUGUUGUUUAACACAGUGUUUCAAUUUUGAGUUAUUCCGUUUGCUCGCAUGUACUACCAAACCACUUUUGUACUUAACUGUCUUCCUGACUCUUAUUUACUCAUAAAUUUAUUCAAACAUCUGUUGCUGGAUUCAUGAUGUCACACAAUUUUAAAAAUCUCUAAACAAUGACUAAAUACAGACUUACAAUUUUUCAUCACUACAUUUGGGCAGUGGUUAUUAACCAUUUAUUUAUUUAUCAUAAUUAAGUUACUGAAAUAUGUUUUUUUUAAGUUUGAACUUAUACCCUCGGAUAAUAAUUUAUUGAAAGGUGUAAUACUUGAUUCAGAGCCACUGCUCUGGGGAAUAGUAUUUUGUUACCUUUUCUGUCUAUUUGGUACUACAAUACACUUUCUUUCAUAGUUUCUUUUCAGUAUUUCUGUAUCCGUUGUAAUUUUCAUGCUUUUUGACAAAUGAGUGUUUAACUCCCAUGCUCAACACAAAUUCACUGCUGCGUAUUCUUAUUGUAGAUGUACUAACCUAUCAACACGUCACUGAGUUUUUAAAAACUCUCUAUUGGCAUAACUUUGCCAUUGCAAAACAAUUCUCUAAGCUCAUUUAUAUUUUGUAAAAUAAAUGGACCUAAAAAAA